This is a messenger RNA of Anguilla rostrata (American eel), 3321 nucleotides long. RefSeq lists its product as uncharacterized. The transcript has 19 exons. Gene Ontology annotation, biological process: neutrophil migration. The record is from RefSeq and is a predicted model, not a curated record. Gene Ontology annotation, molecular function: calcium ion binding; protein binding. Gene Ontology annotation, cellular component: cell surface; apical plasma membrane. Lineage: Eukaryota; Metazoa; Chordata; Actinopteri; Anguilliformes; Anguillidae. Bases 156 to 3305 code for a protein of 1049 amino acids.
UGAUUUUAGAAUUGAAGGGUUUGCAGAGUAUACGCCCAAUAUCAGCAUUAGUAGGUCUAAUGUAUUGCGAAAUGAUCUCGACAGCUGAAUGUUUUGUUCCGUUUCGCUCAUAUCGCUUUCUCACAGAGGGACAGUAGUUCAACUAUUCUCUGAAAAUGUUUGCCUCCGCGUUUAUUCUCUCAUUACUGAUAUCACUGCAGCUUUCUUCUUCUUUGGGAAGCUGCAGCAGUCCUGUCUUCUCUGUCUGUUGGGUUCUAAACGUCAGCGCCUCCGCGAAGAGACCAGAUACCAAGAUAUGGCUGGACAGCAAUGAACUUACACCCAUAGGAAGUAAAGGCAAAAUGGUGUCGUUGAUGGUAACGACACUGGAUGUACACACAUUACGCGCGGACUAUGAAGGAAUCUCCCAUGUGUGGAACUUUUCAGUUGUUUCCGAUUCCAUCAAUGUGAGCAGUGCGCACAGAACUGCGUAUCUCCCCCCCAGCAGAAGUGGGGAAGCUCUCAAGACAUUCCAGCCAAAUGAAGUGUUUCCCUGUGAAAACGACACUCAUUAUCUCUACCAAAAGGAGGACUUUAUCAUUGCACUUGGCCACACCCACCGCUUUCCACUGAGGGCGGAGUCUCGGGGUGCCUCCAUGCUAUUGGUCUCCUGGCGAGGGAGCCCCCGUGUCCCCCCCGACCCCCUGCACAGAGUGGCGCUGUACCGGCCGGACCUGGACGGCCUGGCGGUCCUGUGCAAUGAGACCACGCGCAGGUGGCACUACCGAUUCGCUGGCCUGGACGGCUGCCGGAGCUACGUGGCGUGUGUGGAGAUGGCGCUCGGCCCCGCGGUCCUGUGCCUCACCGCGCUGACCGAUCCUGACGUGCCCAGGAACUUCAGGGUGACCGCUUGGGACAGCAACAGUGUGACCGUGGGAUGGGACUGCCCCCCGAGCGACCCCGCCUCGGGCCUCACCGGCUUCCUGCUCACGGUCUUCCACGUGGACGGCUCUGGCCACGUCCUGGAAGAGAGGAGCUUCAGACACACGCUGGGCAGCCCGGUGUUCACCGUGGGCAGCUUGCCUCCCUGUAGCAGGGUGCAGCUGGGGCUUCAGGUGGUGUGCCAGUCUACGGGCCAGUCUGUGGGCCAGUCUGUGGGCCAGUCUGUGGGCCAGUCUGUGGGCCAGUCUACGGGCCAGUCUGUGGGCCAGUCUGUGGGCCAGUCCCGCCUCAGCAGGAUGGUCCUCAGCGAUGGAAACUCUGCAAACUCUGAAAUCAUAAACCUACACCAGUCCUCCUUUGGCUCCCACAACUAUACGGUGAGCUGGUCUGUGCAGAACAUCUCCUCCAUCUCCAGCUUUAAGGUGUACCACCAGGGGGAGCUCCAGAGCUCCACGCUCCUCACCUGGCACACAGUGACAGGCCUGCUUCCCUGCCACCAGUACAGCUGCAGGGUGGAGGCCCUGUGUGGGGACAGCACGGUCAUGAGCGUUAGCACCAUCCAGACAAAAACAGGCCCUGGUGAGGUGUUGGAUCUCCGAUUUAGGCAGAAGGACUCGAUAGCCCUGUGGAGCGGCAGGUCUGGGGUGGGCGUGGCCUUCUUGUACCGCCUCUCUGAGAGGGGUGGCCCGAGCGUCCGGAAGGGGAGGCUGGCAGCCCCCCCCCUGCCUCUGCCGGGCCUGAGGCCUGGCUACCCGUAUGACCUGGAGGUGGUGCCAGAGUGCGAGGGUGGCGAGCGUGGAGCUCCAGCUGUGCUCUACUUCAUCCCAGAGGAAGUCCCUGGCAGUGCCCCCAACGAUGCCCCUGGAGACAUCCUGCUACCCAGGGUUGUUGACUCUGCAGACCAAACAACAGAUCGCCUCGGACUGCAGGUUCACCCCCCCAGCCAUGAAAUGUUCCUUGUUGUGCCAUGGACAAUGCCGCUAUCGCUGGAGGAUCCGAGGGCAGAAGCUCGAGUCCUGCUGGAGGGCAUUAUUAAAAGCAAGCUGCAGAACUUACUGAGUAAGUUCUGGCCAAAAGCGGAGGUGCAGCUGAUCUCGUUUGAAGACAGCGAGAGGAAAACAAAAACCAAGAUCACUUUUGAAAGCUUUGAUGUUUCCAGCCAGGAUGGGGUAGUGAUCCUCCGCCCUGAGGAGCAGCUGCAGCAUAUUAUCUCUCUCGGCCACGCCCACAUCACCGUCACAGACGACAGCAUCUACUGGGACGACCCAGAUGAGUGUGACUCCCCCGCCCUGAACAAGUGCAGCUCCAACUCCGUCUGCAUCAACACCCUGGACUCAUUCACCUGCGUGUGUGAGCCGGGGUACUACAGCCUGAGCCCCAUCCUCAGCCCUGCCUGCCACGAGAAGGGGAUGUUCACGCUAUGCCUGAAGGACCAUGUAUCUGGGGGCAUCUCCAAGCCUUUCCUCAUCCACUACUUUGGCGGGAAUGUGACUGUUGUCCUCAAUGAUGGUCGCUGCUCCAUCAACGAGACGGACAAGUUUUAUUAUUACAGGAUAACUGGCGCCCCCUCCCAGUGUGGAGGCCAAACGCUCAUUAACAGGACGCAUGUGGAGUUGAGGAACGCGCUGACUGUGACGCUCAGCAGCAGGAGAUCCAUCACACGGAGGGACCUGAAGGUGCUGUGGACCUGUGCCUACCCGCUGCUCCAGACCAGCACAGCCCGCAUGAAGCCUGGUCUGGACUGGGUUACCUCUCACAGUGUGGUGCAGGUGAAUUCGUCCCGCCUCCUGGAGAUCAGCAUGGCCUUGUACAGUGACUCAUCUUACGAAUACAACUACACUGGCCCUGUGGAGCUCCCUUCUGCAGAGCAGCUGUACAUCCAGGUGAUCCUGCACUGUGAGAACAGCCUGGCCUACAACAUGAGCCUACAGCUGGAGUCCUGCUGGGCCACACAGACCGCAGACCCACAAGAGGAGAAGAAGGCUUUUUUCCUGAAGGGGGGCUGCCCAAACGACAGAACCUUCCGCUGGUACCUCCAGAGCAGUUCCCCUCAAAGGAAGAGGUUCUCCAUUCAGAUGUUCACCAUGUCUGACCACUCCCACAUCUACCUUCACUGCCUGAGCAGAAUAUGCAGCCAAGAUGAGAACUGCAUAACGAACUGCUCUCCCGGUCAAAACCAAAAGGUGAGAAGAGAUCUACUGGACAAGCUCACAGCUAUUCUUUCAGCAGGACCCAUCUCUGCAGCAAAGAGGAAACUGACAAACUGGCCUGGAGCCCAGAUCAUGCUAUCAGUGGCCGGAGGAUUGAUUGGCCUCUUUUUUCUAACAGCACUGGGUGUGCGUGCAGCACACGCUAUAACACAGCGCAACCCCAGACAUCAAUAAAGUGUGUAUACCUGCA